UAGAUAAGGCGUGCAGAAGCACAGAGCAGCAACAGCAGAGGAGAAAGUUCCUGCUCCAGUGAGCCCUGACUUCAUAUCACACCCAUCCCAGAUCCUUUCAGCUGGUGUGGCUUCAGUGAAAGUAGGAUUCAUCCUAAAGUGACUACACAUAAAAAGCUAGAAGAGAAAACCUUUUCAAUGACGUCAACAGAAUAUGUGCAGCCACUUGAUAUCCCAGAAGACAGACUGGACAAGCGAGACUCGCACUGUAAUCAUUUAGAUGAUCUUUCAGAACAGCUUAUUAAAAGUUGUGACCUGAACAAGAAACCAAGAAAGGGUAAAGUCAUCCAGGCUUCCCAGAACAAUGAUUUGGAGCAGAAAAAGCCAAGGAGGAAAGACACACCUGCAUUACACACCCCACCACCUAUCCCAGCCAUCCUCUCAGACUUUUCAGACAAUUUGCUUCAAAGGUAUGAGCUGUCAGACAAACUGCAGAAGGAAAAAGGGACUCCACUCUCUCAGAUCACUGAUUUAGAACAGAAAAAACCCAGGAGAAAAGAUACACCUGCAAUACACAUCCCACCACUUAUAACAGGUAUUAAAUUGCUUAGAGAAGAGAAGCAGACAGUGAUUGUGGAAGAUGAAGAAAAAGAUGGAGAAAAAUUCCCUGUUUAAGAUGACUGCAAUAUCUCCAACCUAUUGUACAUAAUUCUGGGUAAUUCAAAAGGGCAGCAUAUAAAAAAUCUGUUCAUUUUUAUAAAUACUUUUCUUAAGCAUCACUGCAUUUAAGCUAGAACCAACUGCUUAUCUGCACUUCAUGGCUUGUUGGAAGAGACUGAAGUCAAUGAAUUUGUAAUUAGGGUUGGAAGAAAUGUAUCAGAUAAUUCAGAUCAAGAUCCUGAUUUAUAUGGGAUUUUUCCAUAUGCUGACACUAUCUAAACUGAAGCCUACUUUUGCAUAUCUGUUAUGGUAACAGUUAACGUAAGGAAGGAGCUAGCCAACCAGGCAUUAAAAGUAGCACUAGUGGGAGAAUAGGACAGAGCUUUAAACCUCAGUUUCUUUUGUUAGGCUGGUUACUGUUGUUUUUUUCUCACAGAAGGACAGCAGUGGGCAGAAGUAAGCCACUACCUGCUCCACUUGGCUUAAAAUCCUAACGUGUGUUUCCAUCCUAAUUCUUCAUUUCAUUACACUUGUUUUACUCUGCUGGCAUAUCACGGACUGCAGCAAAACCACAGUAGUACAAAAAUAGAAACUCAAAAUCCCUUUCAGACAUCACAUGCAUGGCCAAUACAAGUAGAUUAUCUGUAUUCGUACUUAUAUUCUCCUUCAUUACAGGCUUUGAGUUUAUUCUAAUACUAAAAAUUAGUACCCCAUAAGGGCCAUUAUUUUAAAAAUCUUUAACAUUAGAGUCUAGUGCUCUCAGAAGAGAAACUUCUUAGAAAUGUAACAGUUGUCUUUUGUACUAACAUAUAGUAUUGACUCUUUUCUUUUAGAGAUCUUUUUCCAGAGUUGGUGGAAUAAGAACUAGUUGGGUAGUGGAUCUUUUUAAGCUAUAUGUUUUCUUUUGAUAAGCUCUCUUGACUUGCUCCUAACCUUUCAUUAGGAGGUGCUGUAAAGAGUAAUACUCAUGCUGGAGAAUUCAGAGAUGUAAUGAAAACAACAGCAUCUAAUAGACUUUGUGUGUUACAUGAUGCAACAAUCAUUUCAUAUUUUUGUAUAGCUUAAUUCAUACAAAAAUAUAUGACAGUGCUUCACAGCCUACUAUAAUCUGUAGAGUUCAUUAAAAUAUAACUGGUUACCAACAGACUGGCACACAAGACAAACCAGCUCUUCAUAAAAAAAGGGUGGUGUCAUGAACAGGCAUUCACCCUAUACAAAGAAACAGCACUAACUAACACUGAUUUGUCCCUCAUUCAGUCCAGGAGGGUUCUCAGCAGAGAGGUCAAAGACUAUCAAGUCUUGGAGGCUGAAUUCAAUUAGCCUUUUAAUGCCCAACAUAUUUCCUUCAGGAAAAGGACUAAGAAACAUUAAUGAAGAGAUGCAAGAAACACUGUAACAUUUCUACUUCUACUGAACCUGGGAUUGUAGAUUCCAGAACUAUCUAUCCAGUGUCUUUCAUAAGCAUUCAGUUGAUUAUACAAUAUACUAGAUUCAAAGUAUUAUUUGCAUAGUGAAUCAAUGACAAUAGUGAAUAAUUACAUAGCUAAACAUGCAGUGUACAAAAUAUUUAGCACCCACAGAUUUUCAGUGACAUCCUAUUUUAUAGAUGAAAUAAAAAAUAGUUAGAUAUUAACAAAAAAAAACCACACCCCAAAUGAUAACAUUAUUACAGCAAAAGCAUGUCAUAGGUUAUGCUUUGCAUACAAUUUUAAUUAUUUCUGAUAUAUUCUAUCUAUGGAACUAAUACACUUUUGUUUUUGAGCUACUA
Messenger RNA from Gavialis gangeticus (Gharial), 2407 nucleotides. It is a transcript of the gene PPP1R17, whose product is annotated as protein phosphatase 1 regulatory subunit 17. The transcript has 6 exons. The record is from RefSeq and is a predicted model, not a curated record. Bases 178 to 654 code for a protein of 158 amino acids. NCBI's taxonomy places the organism in Eukaryota, Metazoa, Chordata, Crocodylia, Gavialidae. Gene Ontology annotation, biological process: regulation of phosphatase activity. Gene Ontology annotation, molecular function: protein phosphatase inhibitor activity.